CUUCUCUGUUGGCUGUCAACUCGUCAUUCUUCAACGGAGCUCUGUGAGCUCGUCAUGCUUUGUUGGAGCUUUUUCAGCUCGUCAUGCUGCGUUGGAGCUCUGCCAGCUCGUCAUUCUCUGUUGGAGCUCUGUCAGCUCGUCAUUCUUCAACGGAGCUCUGUGAGCUCGUCAUGCUUUGUUGGAGCUUUUUCAGCUCGUCAUGCUGUGUUGGAGCUCUGCCAGCUCGUCAUGCUUUGUUGGAGCUCUGCCAGCUCGUCAUGCUUUGUUGGAGCUCUGUCAGCUCGUCAUGCUUUGUUGGAGCUCUGUCAGCUCGUCAUUCUCUAUUGGAGCUCUUUCAGCUCGGAGAACACUGAUGUAAGAGCUCACCAAAUGGAGAUUUGGAUCUUGCUUAGCCCUGCUCAUCUGUUGACGAGGUCUUGGGGCAAGCUCAAGGAGAACACUGAUGUAAGAGCUCACCAAAUGAAGAUUUGGAUCUUGCUCAGCCCUGCUCAUCUGUUGACGAGGUCUUGGGGCAAGCUCAAGGAGAACACUGAUGUAAGAGCUCACCAAAUGGAGAUUUGGAUCUUGCUCGGCCCUGCUCAUCUGUUGACGAGGUCUUGGGGCAAGCUCAAGUUAUUCACGCCCUUGUUUUUCAAACUUUGAUGUAGAAUGUAGAAUGUAGAACUCCCUUUAUUUCUCCCCCUCCUUGUCUGAAUUUAUUCAGAGGAGCUUCUAACUUUUUGAUAUUGUAUAGGGAGCUUCAUAUAUGUUGAUUAGGCCAACCUAAUUAACCUGUUCCCUGCAC
Molecule: messenger RNA, 784 nt
Organism: Rubroshorea leprosula
Lineage: Eukaryota; Viridiplantae; Streptophyta; Magnoliopsida; Malvales; Dipterocarpaceae
Source: the annotation of a GenBank genome assembly